Molecule: messenger RNA, 2538 nt
Organism: Quercus lobata
Lineage: Eukaryota; Viridiplantae; Streptophyta; Magnoliopsida; Fagales; Fagaceae
Exons: 3
Coding region: 292-2487 (731 amino acids)
Molecular function (GO): ubiquitin conjugating enzyme activity
Source: RefSeq, a predicted model, not a curated record
AUCCCCAUCAAACCACCAUCUAAAACAAUCAAUCCAUAGAUCACCGACAAACUUUCAUCACUCAGUGGUGGACCCACUUACUCCUAGUUGUUAAAACUAAGGAUAACAUAAAAACAGUAGCACACUCCCAUUCCCAUAACAUCUCUUUUUCUUUUUCAUUAUUUAUGAUAACUUUCACUUUGUCUCACUCUACACGCAUCGUCAUAUUCAUAUACAUAAAACAUUAAAACUCUCAACCAAAAUACAAAACCCUCCCCACACAAUCAAUCAACAAACAAACACUCUCAAAUAAUGUCAACAACAACAACAAAAAAAUCCACAACCUGUAACGGCGAGAUAGAAGAAGAGCUGAAGAACGCGUUGUCGUUCAAGCAAUUCGACGUCGUUUCAGACGACUCUGACCACCACUACCUCCACUCCCACAACAACAACAACAACAACAAAAAGGACGGUCGAGAUUGCAUCAUCGCACCAUCCAGUCAGGCCCACAAGAAGAUCGUUCAAGAGUGGCGAAUCCUCGAGAAAAACCUCCCAGAUUCGAUCCUCGUACGCGUGUACGAGAAUCGCGUCGAUCUCCUAAGAGCUGUAAUCGUAGGCGCCGCGGGUACACCGUACCACGAUGGACUCUACUUCUUCGACUUCUCUUUCCCACCCGAUUACCCGACCCGACCGCCCCAUGUCUACUACCGCUCUCACGGGCUGCGACUCAACCCGAAUAUGUACGCUAAUGGGAGAGUGUGUUUGUCACUGCUGAACACGUGGACUGGCAAGAAGAGCGAGAAGUGGAACCCGAAUGAGUCCACUGUGUUGCAAAUCUUGGUCUCGAUCCAAGCUUUGGUUCUGAAUGAAAAACCGUAUUUUAACGAACCGGGUCACUCGAUGUUGGGUCGGGCUAUAUGGGAAAAGAAGUCACAAGCUUAUAACGAGGAUGUUUUUUUGUUGUCGUGUAAGACAAUGUUGUUUUGGCUUCGAAGGCCACCGAGGAAUUUCGAGGUUUUCGUGGGCAACCAUUUUCGAGAUCGAGCUGAUUCGAUACUGAGAGCUUGUAUUGCUUAUAUGGAUGGUUUUGUGAGAGUUGGGUACUAUGAGAAUAACAAUGAUAAUGAUGGGUCGUCAUCAUCAUCGAGUGUGGAAGUGUCUGAUAGAUUUAAAGCUUCGAUGGAGAAGUUGUAUUCGGAGCUUUUGAUUGCGUUUCAGAGAUGUGGAGCUUCGGUGGGGAAUUUCGUCGAACGGUUGAAGGUCGAGAAGAGAACGACGCCGUCAAGGGCUCCUCAAGUGGCUGUGAAAAAGAAGAAGAAGAAGCAGCCUGGGAUUGCGAAGAAAGUGAUUUGGAAAUUAAAGAAGGUUUUGGGAGUCGGAAAAGGCAAAGGGCACUUUAGACAAGAGCUUAUGUCGAUGGCCCUCCCAGCAAAACCUACUUGGGCCACAACACAUAGCUGCGAGACACAAGGAGAGCUGAAUGCGUUGUCGUUCAAACGAUUCGACGUCGUUUCAGACGACUCAGACCACUGCUUCAGAAAUACCGGUCCAGAUUGCAUCAUCAAAACUGCCAGUAAGGCCCACAAGAAGAUCACGAAAGAGUGGCGAAUCCUGGAAAAACAUCUCCCAGAUUCAAUCUUCGUACGCGUGUACGAGAAUCGCAUGGAUCUUCUAAGAGCAGUAAUCGUAGGCGCCGCGGGUACACCAUACCACAAUGGACUCUACUUCUUCGACUUCUAUUUCCCACCAAAUUACCCGACCCGACCGCCCCAUGUUUACUACCACUCUCGCGGGUUAAAACUUAACCCGAAUCUGUACACUGAUGGAAGAGUCUGUUUGUCACUGCUUAACACGUGGCCUGGUAAGAGGUUCGAGGUGUGGAACCCAAAUGAGUCCACCGCGUUACAAAUCUUGGUCUCGAUCCAAGCUUUGGUUCUAAACGAAAAACCGUAUUUUAACGAACCGAGUCAUGGGAUAUUUGGUCGGGCUAUAUGGGAAAACAGGUCGAAAGCUUAUAACGAGGAUGUUUUUUUGUUGUCGUGUAAGACAAUGUUGCUUUUGCUUCGAAGGCCACCGAAGAAUUUCGAGGUUUUUGUGAGAAACCAUUUUCGAGAUCGAGCUGAUUCGAUAUUGAGAGCUUGUAUUGCUUAUAUGGAUGGGUCUGUGCGAGUUGGGUACCAUGGGAAUGACAAUGAGAAUGAUGGGUCAUCAUCAUCAUCGAGUGUGGAAGUGACUGAGAAAUUUAAAGCGUCGAUGGAGAAGUUAUAUUCGGAGCUUUUGGUUGCGUUUCAGAAGAGUGGAGCUUCAGUGGGGAAUUUCGUCGAACGGUUGAAGGUCGAGAAGAAAACGACGCCGUCAAGGUUUCAAGUGGUCGUGAAAAAGAAGAACAACAAGCCUGGGAUUUCGAAGAAAGUCUUUUCGAAAUUAAAGAAGGUUUUGACCUUUUUGGGAUUCGGAAAAGGCAAAGCGGAUGUUAGAUCAAAUGGGAUAGAGGGGGGACUUAAUUGAGAUUUUAAUUUUUUUGUUGUUGUGUAUCUGAAUAUAUAUCUGGGACUUUUA